Mobula hypostoma (lesser devil ray) is the source of this 778-nucleotide messenger RNA. RefSeq names its product dihydrolipoyllysine-residue acetyltransferase component of pyruvate dehydrogenase complex, mitochondrial-like. Gene Ontology annotation, molecular function: dihydrolipoyllysine-residue acetyltransferase activity. Bases 113 to 763 code for a protein of 216 amino acids. The transcript is spliced from 4 exons. Gene Ontology annotation, biological process: pyruvate decarboxylation to acetyl-CoA. NCBI's taxonomy places the organism in Eukaryota, Metazoa, Chordata, Chondrichthyes, Myliobatiformes, Myliobatidae. The record is from RefSeq and is a predicted model, not a curated record.
GCCACCAGACUGGUGCCACCGCCCCUCCUGCCCUUCGCCGGAAGUCGCUUGUCCGUUCUCUGCGUCACGUCCGGCCGCCGGAGGUGACCGAAGGAAGAGUGCCGGAGCCGCGAUGAUCCGUCAGGCCGCCCGACUCCGGCUCUGCGUCCGGCUGCGGCCGCUGCCCCAGCGCCGGGCCCUGUCCCUCUCCCUGCCCCAGACCCGGGCCCGCUGCUGGUAUCGGCUGGCGGCCAGGAGGGGCCCGGCGCCCGGAGCCGUCCGGGGCUGGCAGUGGGGCGGCGCGCUCCCGACGCCGGGACCGGGCCGCUGGUACAGCGUGCCCGCGCAUCAGCUGGUACAGUUGCCGGCUCUCUCCCCAACGAUGCAAAUGGGAACAAUCGCUCGAUGGGAGAAGAAGGAAGGCGAUAAAAUAAACGAAGGGGAUUUGAUCGCAGAAGUGGAGACCGAUAAAGCGACGGUCGGCUUCGAGAGCCUGGAAGAGUGCUACAUGGCAAAGAUCCUGCUGCCAGCGGGCACCCGCGAUGUGCCUCUGGGCACGGUCAUUUGCAUCACCGUGGAAAACGCCGAAGACGUUAAAGCUUUUAAGGAUUACACUCCGGAGAUGGUGACGGCAACCCCGGCCUCGCAGACCCCAGCGGCCGCCGCCACCGCGCCCCCUGCGGCCUCCCCAGCUCCAGCUCAAGCCCCGGGCAGCUCCUACCCCCCCCACAUGAAGGUGAGCACGAGCGCUGAAACACAGGCUCUCCCAGCUGGUGGUUAUUGAUGGACCUGGGCUGUA